Prosopis cineraria is the source of this 825-nucleotide messenger RNA. RefSeq lists its product as uncharacterized. The record is from RefSeq and is a predicted model, not a curated record. Lineage: Eukaryota; Viridiplantae; Streptophyta; Magnoliopsida; Fabales; Fabaceae. The transcript has a single exon. The coding region runs from base 1 to 825 and encodes 274 amino acids.
AUGGCUUCUUAUCCAGAUUUCGUCCCUCAAACACCCGAAAGACAUGACCAAGACGAAGACGAUGAUGAAGAAGAAGCACUGUCUCUCUGCGAUCUUCCACUGAACCACAAUACCCAAAAAUGCAACGGUUUAGAUUCAGACGACACGUCGUCCAAGCAGAUCAGUCGUCGGUCUUCGUUAUCAUCAGAGGCCGUGGAUUUCUUCGAAUUCUUCAACGACAACACCAGCUUCGAUAUGUGCUCUGCCGACGACAUCGUUUUCUGCGGGAAGCUCUUCAAUGACACCGACCGAUCUCCUCCCAAGAUCAGCAACAGAAAAGAUCCGAGCAGACCGCCGGUAUACCGCCGGAGAUCAGAGUCUCUGUCCACGUUGCAAUCUGGCGUGACCCGAUCCAACAGUGCCAUCACUUGUGGGAAUAAUUCUCGCCGGUUCAUGAUGAGGAACAGCAGGUCCUUGGAUUACCGCAGACUUCACCGGUCUUCGAGCUCCAUCGUGAUGCCGGCGACGGAAAUUGAGAGGAAUACUUCGGUGAGGAGCGUCGUGCAGUCGGAGAUCGUUGUGAAGAAGGCAAUGAAGCCGCGGUGGUUCUUCCUGUUUUUUGGGCUCGUCAGGGUACCGUCAGAGAUGGAGCUCAGCGACAUUAAGAAUCGGCAAUUUCGCCGAAACCCUUCCACGACAAUGUUUCCGACGGCUGAUGGCAGUGGGAAGCUGGCGGUGAAUCGGAGUUCCGGCAAGGUGUCGUGGAAAAUACUGAAGGCAUUGAGUUGCAAGGACCAUACGAGCGUGUCCGUGACGACGCCGUUUGUGUUGCCGCAGACAACAUAG